This is a messenger RNA of Nasonia vitripennis (jewel wasp), 465 nucleotides long. Its product is annotated as putative transposon Ty5-1 protein YCL074W. The coding region runs from base 1 to 465 and encodes 154 amino acids. The transcript has 2 exons. NCBI's taxonomy places the organism in Eukaryota, Metazoa, Arthropoda, Insecta, Hymenoptera, Pteromalidae. The record is from RefSeq and is a predicted model, not a curated record.
AUGGAGAAAGGCCUGGAGAUCGAACACCUGGACGUCGAGACGGCGUUUUUGCAGGGAGAACUCGAGGAGCAGGUGUACAUACAGCAGCCGGAAGGAUACGUCGACCCGCAUCACCCGGACUUGGUCUGCAGAUUAAAGAAAGCAAUCUAUGGCCUCAAACAAAGUGGACGCGUCUGGAACGUAAAACUGGGUAGCAUCCUAAACGAAAUGGGCCUCCAACGCUGUGAAUAUGACCCAUGCUUAUACCAUCUGCAAAGGAGCGGUGCGGAGCUCAAGAUGGCUGUAUUUGUCGACGACUUGCUGGUGUUCGCAAGUUCCAGAGCCCUCAUCCAGGAGGUCACUGCGGAGCUGCGGAAGCGCAUAACGCUAAGAGAUCUCGGCGACAUCACAAGAUGCUUCAACGUCAACGUUACCAGGGAUAGAGAGAGAGAGGAAUUCUAUCUAUGGACCAACGGGAUAGCAUAG